This is a messenger RNA of Thlaspi arvense, 1823 nucleotides long. NCBI's taxonomy places the organism in Eukaryota, Viridiplantae, Streptophyta, Magnoliopsida, Brassicales, Brassicaceae. The record is from the annotation of a GenBank genome assembly.
ACACGUGUGCAUCGUUGUCGUUUUCCUCUGCUUCCAUUGAGCUUCGAUGGCGUUGUAUCGAAGCAUCACAGAUGGUAUGGUGGGAGCAAGAAAGGAAAGCGAUAAUCGAACUGAUUAAGCUGAUUAAGGAAGGAAAGGAGUUGAAAAGGGAGGGAGGGAGGAAGAAGAAGAAAAAGAGGUCAACGAAAGAGGAUAUGAAGCUCUCUGCGUUGCAUCAGAGCUACUUAAAUCGCCGGAAUAACAGCUUCAGAUCUCCGGCGGCGCUUGAUUCUUCCGUCGACGGCUCCGGGAAGUCUCUAGCCGCCGUGUUUUGGCUCGUUCUGCACUGUCUCUGCUGCUUGAUUAGUCUAGUCCUCGGAUUCCGAUUCUCGAGAUUGGUCUUCUUCUUCCUCUUCUCUACUUCCUCCACGAAUCUCUACUCUGCUCCGUUUCGCCCCGACUUACCUCUCAAACACCUCGAUGUCCGCACAAUCGGCCGCAAUCUGGAUCCCUCUCCGGUAAUCGGAGCUAACUCGACGGCGACAGCGGCUACGAAGAGCUCGCGAGUCGUCGUCGGGAGACACGGGAUCCGGAUCCGUCCUUGGCCGCAUCCGAAUCCGGCUGAGGUGAUGAAAGCGCAUCAGAUCAUCGAGAGGGUGCAGAAGGAGCAAAAGACGGUCUUCGGGAUGAAAAGCAGCAGGACGGUUAUCGCCGUGACGCCGACUUACGUGAGGACUUUCCAGGCGCUGCAUUUGACCGGCGUGAUGCACUCGUUGAUGCUCGUACCGUACGAUCUGGUCUGGAUCGUGGUUGAAGCUGGUGGCGCUACGAAUGAGACCGGUUCCAUCAUCGCUAAGUCAGGUCUCAGGACGAUCCAUGUUGGGUUUAACCAGAGAAUGCCUAAUACUUGGGAGGAUCGUGGCAAAUUAGAGGUCUUGAUGAGACUUCAAGCUUUGAGGCAAGUUUCUAAAAAUUAUCUCUUUUGCUUACUUGAAAUUAGUGGAAUAGUUGUGAGGGAAGAGAAGCUUGAUGGGAUUGUGAUGUUUGCGGAUGAUAGUAACAUGCAUAGUAUGGAGCUGUUCGAUGAGAUUCAGAGAGUGAAGUGGUUCGGUGCUGUCUCCGUUGGGAUAUUGGCGCAUUCGGGGAAUGCAGAGGAGAUGGUUAUGUCGAUCGAAAAGAGGAAAGAGAUGGAGGAGGAAGAGAGCUCUUCGAUACCGGUACAAGGUCCUGCGUGUAACUCAACAACCGGUGAGCUGAUCGGUUGGCACGUUUUCAACACGCUGCCGUACGCUGGGAAGAGCGCGGUUUAUAUAGACGAUGUUGCUGCGGUUUUGCCCCAAAAGCUAGAGUGGUCUGGGUUUGUGUUGAACUCGAGGUUGCUCUGGGAGGAGGAAGGUGAGAGUAGGCCAGAGUGGGUUAAGGAGUUUGGGUCGUUGAAUGAGAACGAAGGCGUGGAGAGUCCUUUGUCUCUGUUGAAUGAUCCUUCGAUGGUGGAGCCUCUUGGAACCUGUGGAAGACAGGUUCUGCUAUGGUGGCUUCGUGUUGAAGCACGCGCUGAUAGCAAAUUCCCUUCUGGAUGGAUAAUUGAUCCUCCACUAGAGAUCACAGUCGCGGCUAAACGCACUCCAUGGCCAGAGUUUCUACCUGAGCCACCUACUAAAAAGAGAGAUCAAAUGCCAUUACCCCGAGGCAACAACGUCGUGGUGAUACCGAAGCAGCAACAUCCUGGCAAAAUCCGAAAACCGAAACGCAGGAGUAAGAGAAAUAAACACGAACCUAAACCAACGGAUACAACAUUACUAGUCUCUUCUUCAUCUUCGUCUAAGCAGCAUCAAGAAAGGAAC